UUUUUUUUCAUAUCUAUAAAAUACCCAUGACCAACUACUAAAGUUUACACUCUCAAUCAUCUGUUUCCUCUGUUUUCCUCUGUUCCUUGGUCUCAGAAUGAGACUUCCAAUUUUGGUUUUUGGUUCUGUUCUUAGUCUGUGUGUGGCAUAUGAAGCAUCAGAAUUUGCAGACACAAUCCGAUUGGACACCGGUGGGUUGAGCAGAGACAAGUUUCCGACGGGCUUCACUUUCGGAACAGCAUCGUCUGCUUACCAGGUGGAAGGAAUGGCCGAUAAGGAUGGUCGUGGACCAAGUGUUUGGGAUGAAUUUGUCAAAAUUCCUGGAACUAUUGCAGAUAAUUCAACAGGAGAAGUCUCGGUGGACCAGUAUAAUCGCUAUAAAGAAGAUAUUGAUAUCAUGAAAAAUCUCAAAUUUGAUGCCUAUCGCUUCUCAAUUUCAUGGUCCAGAAUUUCCCAGGGUACUGGAAGAGUAGAUUGGCAAGGAGUUGCAUACUACAAUAGGUUGAUUAACUACUUGCUCGAAAAAGGCAUUACUCCAUAUGUAAAUCUAUUUCAUUAUGAUCUUCCUGAAGCACUUGAGAAGAAGUACUUGGGAUUGUUGAGUGACCAAGUAGUAAAGGAUUAUGCGGACUAUGCAGAUUUUUGUUUCGAGCAGUUUGGAGAUAGAGUGAAGAACUGGUUUACCUUCAAUGAACCAAGAGUAUCAGCUGCUCUUGGUUAUGAUAAUGGAUUGUUUGCUCCAGGAAGAUGCUCUAAAGCUUUUGGAAACUGUACAACUGGGAAUUCAGCAACUGAGCCUUAUAUUGUAACACACAACGUGAUUUUAUCACAUGCAGCUGCUGUACAAAGAUACCGCGAAAAGUACCAACAAACACAAAAGGGAAGGAUUGGGAUUAUUUUAGAUUUUGUAUGGCUAGAGCCUCUUACGCGAUCAAAGGCUGACAACUAUGCAGCACAAAGAGCAAGAGACUUUCAAGUUGGAUGGUACAUUCACCCAAUUACCUACGGUGAAUAUCCAAGAACAAUGCAAGAAAUUGUUGGUGAUAGAUUGCCUAAGUUCACUAAAGAGCAAGUUAAAAUGGUGAAAGGCUCAAUUGAUUAUGUGGGUAUCAACCAGUAUACUACUUACUACAUGUAUGAUCCACAUUAUACAACUAAACCAAAGGAUUUGGGUUAUCAGCAAGACUGGAAUUGUGGAUUUGCUUAUGAAAAAAAUGGAGUUCCUAUAGGUCCAAGAGCACAUUCUGCUGCUCUUUAUGAAGUACCAUGGGGUAUGUACAAGGCUUUAAUGUACAUAAAAGAGCGUUAUGGAAACCCUACGAUAAUCGUAUCAGAAAAUGGCAUGGAUGAUCCAGGAAAUGUGACACUUCCGGAAGGAUUAUAUGACACAAAAAGGAUCCACUACUACAGAAGUUAUUUGACACAAAUGAAGAAGGCAAUGGAUGAUGGAGCAAAUAUUAUAGGCUACUUUGCAUGGUCAAUUGUGGAUAACUUUGAAUGGAGGUCUGGUUACACUUCUAGGUUUGGCAUUGUCUUUAUUGAUUGGAAGAGCAACCUGAAGAGGAUUCCUAAAUUGUCUGCCUAUUGGUUCAGACAAGUACUGGGCAAUUACUAAAUAUGCUUAGAGGUUAGUAGGUGUUUAUUUAAUAUUUAUGGGUACUCAGGUAGUAACCGGUUUACUAAUUUUUUGACAUUUUACAGAAUAGUUUUCAUACAAUAUUUUGAUAUUUAGACUAUUAAUUUAUAGUUUAUAGAAUUCGGAGGGUAAUUUUUAUGUGUUCGAGCGCUGAGGACAUUAUAAAAGCUUCAUGGGAGACUUCUUUUUCUCAUCUCCAAGAUC
Messenger RNA from Ziziphus jujuba (common jujube), 1840 nucleotides. Its product is annotated as beta-glucosidase 44-like. Gene Ontology annotation, biological process: carbohydrate metabolic process. The record is from RefSeq and is a predicted model, not a curated record. Lineage: Eukaryota; Viridiplantae; Streptophyta; Magnoliopsida; Rosales; Rhamnaceae. The transcript has 11 exons. The coding region runs from base 98 to 1615 and encodes 505 amino acids. Gene Ontology annotation, molecular function: beta-glucosidase activity.